AUGUCUAUUUCUUUUCCGUUUCGGCUGGAAUUUCUUGAUAGCAAUGUGUUCACCUGGUUUUCAUUCACAGACCCCAGGAGAAUCUGUUCAUAUCUAUCUAUCUAUCUAUCUCGGUCUGUUCAUAUUUAUCUAUCUAUCUAUCUCGGUCUGUUCAUAUUUAUCUAUCUAUCUAUCUCGGUCUGUUCAUAUUUAUCUAUCUCUCUAUCUCGGUCUGUUCAUAUUUAUCGAUCUAUCUAUCUCGGUCUGUUCAUAUUUAUCUAUCUGUCUCGGUCUGUUCAUAUUUAUCUAUCUAUCUCGGUCUGUUCAUAUUUAUCUAAAUCUGUUCAUAUUUAUCUAUCUAUCUAUCUCAUCUGUUCAUAUUUAUCUAUGUUCAUAUCUAUCUAUCUAAAUCUGUUCAUAUUUACCUAUCUAUCUAUCUAUCUUGGUCUGUUCAUAUUUAUCUAUGUUCAUAUCUAUCUAUCUAAAUCUGUUCAUAUUUAUCUAUCUAUCUCACUAAGUCUGUUCAUAUCUAUACAUCUAUCUCAAUCUGUUCAUAUCUAUCUAUCUAGUUCAGACUGUUCAUAUCUAUCUACUUUCCGACUCCCUCUGGGACUCAAAUAUGGAUGCCCCUCUCCAACUACUUGGAUGUUGAGCAUUAACGCUCUUUUAAAUAUCCUUGGCAUUGGUUUACCUGUAGCCAGAAAACAUGAGGCAGCAUUUCAAGGAAUGUGGCCAGAAUUGGCAUUAGCUCUUGAAGAAUUCCUUUUUUCUAAGCACCCCUCUCCACCAACAUUAUCAAUUGAAGACUUUCAAAGAGAUGAAACUGUAGACUGCAAGGUUGUUCAAGUCAUAAGAGAUGACAUUUUGCCUUAUGCUGGUACCAUGCCAAAAGAUUUCAUUAUGAAGAUUAUGGAUAUUCUAAACAAGGGCUCCAUUCACUCGGCCACUUCAGACACAUUCAUUGACACAGAGUCAAGUCGAAAGUUGCGUGAAGAAUUUGCAAAAGGAUGUUUUGAAACUUUGUUGCAGUUUUCAUUCAUUACCCGCAGUGCAAAUGAAGGUUCGUUGACCAAAAUGGCCGUGCAGUCUUUGUUGCAAAGAUGCCAAGAAGUGGUAAAGAAUUAUGUGGAAGAUGAACGGUUGAGUGGAAAGUGUCCAUUACCCAGGCCACGUUUAGCAGAAAUUGCUUCAGUUUUAAAAGCCAUAACAACAUUACUGUUGUCAUUAAAGAAAGCAUCACCCAUCAAUGUGGAGCCAACUGUGUGGCAUCAAGUGAUUCAUCUGUAUCCGUCUCUGGUUGAAUGCACAACAUCCUCAUCUCCUCAGGUUUGUAAGGCCCUUAAGGAAGCCUUACAUGAAUACAAAGAUCUCCUGGCUCCACCCAUGCCCCAAAACAAUCAAAGUUGA
Molecule: messenger RNA, 1386 nt
Organism: Acanthosepion pharaonis
Lineage: Eukaryota; Metazoa; Mollusca; Cephalopoda; Sepiida; Sepiidae
Source: the annotation of a GenBank genome assembly